Ascochyta rabiei is the source of this 906-nucleotide messenger RNA. RefSeq lists its product as uncharacterized. The coding region runs from base 1 to 840 and encodes 279 amino acids. The record is from RefSeq and is a predicted model, not a curated record. The transcript has 5 exons. Lineage: Eukaryota; Fungi; Ascomycota; Dothideomycetes; Pleosporales; Didymellaceae.
AUGGUCAAGGACAGGGUGUGCUAUCUUGUUGCUGUCCGUGCGCAAGGACAGGACGAAUUCUACUUGGAGGAACCAUUGCCUGAUCGGAAGUAUCUUCGAGAAGCUGUCGAGGCAGACAUCUCCCGCGCGACCCUCCUCAUUAGCAAGUGGCCAACUGAGUUCUUCGAUGCCGACGUUGCAGCGAAGUACGUCGCUGGUGUGUUUGCUCUGAACAGGUUCGAUUACACGCCAUUCGAGGGUGUCGCUGCCGAGAAAUUCCAGGGUUAUGUCACGUUUAAUACUGCGAGACACGCGUUUGCUGUCGGUAUGUUCGAGCUCAAGGUUGAGCGGAAGGACUGGACAAGGAAAGAGAAAAACGCGGGACUGAAGAAACUGAACGAAGCCGUCGAGUUCAACGUAUGCCGCGUUUUGAACCUUAUCCCCAGCUCUCUCUGGCCAUCAACCUUCUCCGAUGUCAACGAAGCCCGCAAUUUUGUUGCCAGGUACUGCCACGAUAUCAGAUUCAGGUAUACAGGAUGGCCGGAUGUGGCGCUCACAGGUUUCAACGGUUCGUCAACUACAACGCCGCGAAGCGAAACCACGACAAGUAGGCUUGGUCACAACGAGGCUGAUGACUUCGUCGAUGAUGUCAGUGCCACAAAUGUGAACGGCUUUGACGACGACUACAAACUCACUUCCGCCACACCUACUCCACCGUCCGAGGCAUCAGAUUCGCCUGCGACAGCCGGAGCGGUGGAUGACGAAGUCGAAGAGUACUCCGCCGAUCAAAAGGAGUCGCUUGCCGUCGAUCCUUUCAAUGCAAGCACACUUACUUUUUGUUACCUUCCGGGCCUCAACUGACUGUGGGUGUAGGACCUCGUCGCUGAACUUCAGCGUGGAUACCUGCUCAAGGCCGCUUUUGCAUGA